Poecile atricapillus (Black-capped chickadee) is the source of this 4163-nucleotide messenger RNA. RefSeq names its product transmembrane protein 192 (gene TMEM192). Lineage: Eukaryota; Metazoa; Chordata; Aves; Passeriformes; Paridae. Bases 97 to 912 code for a protein of 271 amino acids. The record is from RefSeq and is a predicted model, not a curated record. The transcript is spliced from 6 exons. Gene Ontology annotation, cellular component: late endosome; lysosomal membrane.
GGGGCGGCGGCGCUGCCCGUGGCCAGCCCGUGGCGGCAGGGCCGCGCCGGGGGCUCCCAUUAAACGCCGCCGGGGCGGCUGUGGCGGGAGGCGGCGAUGGCGCUGACGGCGGAGAGGCGGCGGCAGGAGCUGGACAACGGCUCCUUGGAAAUAACACAGAGCUUGGAAGAUGAUCCUCUGCUGGAUGCACCACUUAUUUCAUCUCAUACAUUGCAUUCCCAGCUGAGGCCAAGAUUUCAUUCUAUCCCAGCAGUUCUCCUUGCCAAUUUCCUGUUGCUAAUACAUGUUGCUUUUGUAGUUCUAUCAUUUUUAGCAGCUAUGUUUUGUUCUUACCCCAAUCCAAACCAAGACAAGUGCCCUGGAAACUACACUCACCCACUUAAAGUGCAGACUGUCAUAAUAAUUGCAAAGGUAGUUCUGUGGGUUCUGCAUGUCUUUUUUGAACGAUAUGUCGAGCACCACCAUGGCAGAGUCAGAAGAAGAGGUUACUUCUCCAUAUACCGAUCAACAAGGCAUCUGAAAAGGCUUCCACUGCUGAUACAUGCCACAGGUAAUACAGCCCUGCUCUUGAUUCUGUCAGUGCAGCAUUCCUUUCCUGAUCACAGCAAAGUGUACCUAUAUCUUAUCCUGGGAGUCCUGAGCCUGGAGAUGAUUAGUUCCCUGACAUGCUUAGUGAUUUACACAGUGAAAAUAAGCAACUUCAAUCGUGCCAAGCCAAGACCUGACAUAAUUGAAGAAGAGAAGAUGUAUGCCUACCCUAGUCACAUUACCUCAGAAAUUGGAUUCAGGGAAAAUUCCAGUUUAGAAGAGAUAGUUGAGAAGCAAGGAGAUGUAAUAGAGUAUCUUCAGCGACACAAUGCACUGCUCAGCAAGAGACUGUUGGCGUUAACGUCUCAGCAAAUCAAAACUUAACAGCGUUUGGAAAACUGCUGCUGGAGCUCUGGAGGGGAACAUGAAGUAAUGUAAUAUCCAGACUGAUUUGUACAGAUGUGACUCUUCAAUCAUCUUUCAUGUUUUGAAAUAGAAGUUAAGCUGGAAGGAUAAGCUCUGCAUACACUAUGAACCUAUUACAACUGGACGCUCUGGCUCUCUUCAAAUCAUCAGUUCUACAGAAAAGUACUGCAGCUUCAAGGCUUUUUAAUUCCUCAUAAGUUCAAGUUGGACCUGAGUUAAUGGAUUAACUUUGCCCAGUUGUUGCUAUUAUUUUGUAUUGCUGUGUAACCUUUAAGCUUCAGGCUACCAAAGUAUUUUAUAUUUCUGGAAUACAACUUCGUUCUCUAGAAAAAUCUGACUUUCCAAGGGAUGUAUAUGCAGUUUCUAUUGCUGAAGCUGAGACUAGAUAUGUUCUGUCACUGAUUUCCUUUACUUCCAGAGAUAGAGGUGGUGUACUUCAGUAAUCCAAUACAGAUACUUGUUUUCUAGAUGUCUCCUUUUCUCCUUCGUCAGGUAAGUGGAGAAAUUUGGCAUCUAACUUAGGAUUAUAAAAAAAGUGGUGGGUGUUCUAAAACUGUAAAUCUCACAUGCAAGUUUGUGGUACAAAAACCAUGCCAUGAUAAGCAACUGUUCAGAAUUCUGGCUUUAAAACUUAAGAGGGAUCCUCAGGGCUGAUGACUAUCCCACUACUAAGAGUUUGUGUUAGUAACAAGACUCCUACCCUGCCAAUUGAGCUAACAAAAUAAAAAUACUUGAGCAUAAACUUUUCCAUUGAUCCGGUAACUAACUUGUGUUGAAUGCUUUUAAAGAUGUUGUCAAAAAUGCCUGUUAUAUACUUGCUCUUCACUUUGGCCCUUCAAAAAAGUCAGCAUCUUGAUUCAAAAGCUGAAAUGGUGUAUGUGGGGAAGUGGAAGACAGCAGAAGACAGAAAGGUCUUUUAGAAGUUGAAUAAACAAGAAUUCUUUGUUUUAAUUUAUGGUGAAUUAAGGCUGGUGAAAGAAACAUUUUGUUCUGGGUACUAUUUUGUCUACCAGUGUAGACAAAGAAUUAUUUUAGAAGCCAAUACCUCUGUGGGGAUAGGGUAAUCACUAAUCAAAACUGGGAAGAAGACUCUCAAGAGGAGUGGUCUUGUGGUUGAAUAUAAAAAAGGAAAAUUAAUUCAUCCUACUUUGGUGUUAGGGCACAACUUUAGAAGUACCUAGACAGUUUCGUGUGCAACAAAUAUGGGGGUUGUCUCAUUCAAAAGAAAACAGAAAAUAUUGGAGGUUUUGCUGCUAUCCAACACUAGACUGUUCUCCAUAGCUGUUGUUUCUUGAAAAUGCAGCCAUUUUAUAGUAUACAUGUAAGGAAUAAAGUUAUUUGUUUUUAGAACUCAGGUUUUGAUGUGAUUGUGUAUGUCAAUUUAUAUAAUUUCUAUGAAAAGCAGUGAAAUGUGACUGUGAAGUUCAUGCACAAUAAAUGCAACCAAGGAAGAGUGUGAAUUCUGUUAUUUCCAAGCUCAUGUACAUCUGGUUCCAACAGGCAAUCUGUGCAGAUUUUUGUUAUGCUGAAGUUCUCACAGCAGUGUUGGCACUUAAGACUAGCCAAACAAGGAUAGCUAUGCACUUGUUUUGAAGCUUUAAAUUCUGUUUUAUUCCCCUUUAUAGGGAAUGGUUUUAUGGGUCUUAUGGGGAAUGGUUUUUCCAUCGUGCUUCAGCCUUCCCCUGCCACUUGUGUUUCUUUCCAACACUGAGAAGAAGACUGCAUAGUGUAGCAGAACAGCUUUCCUUUGUUUUGGGGUCGUUACUCAAACCUUCCUCUUCUCCUCUCUGACUGCUCAAGGUAAACCUUGGAUUUACCAGUAGUGUUGCUGUCUGUGGAACAUGGUAGCUGGAAAGUAAAGCAAGUAUGGUUUGCUGUGUGCACAUAUGUACAUCUGCUGCCCUUUAAAUGUUACCUUUCUAAGUUCGCAAGUGAUAACAAAUGAUAACAAGCACCCACCCCUUGCCCCAGGGGUAUCGUACUCCCAAUUGUAUCUUGUUUCGUAGUAUCUUUAAGCUUUUUCUUUGGGCAGGGUGGAGGCUUUUCACAUUUGUAUAGGUUCCAACCAGAAGCUAGUAAUCUUUGCUACUCACCCUGAACACCUGAACUUCUGGCCAUGGUAGAGCUACAGUGAAUUGUCAAGUAGGAGCUGCUGCUGUGUGUGGCAGGCCCAAGCCCCUUGUCUGCAGCAGGUGGGCCAAGGCCAGCCUUGUUUGGAGGCAGAAAUGCUCCCCAGCCCCCAGGUUCUGCUGUGCUGCCUGUCCCAGUGAAUGGUGUGGUGUUGCUGGGUUCGUGGGCCUGGGCACCUGCCUUCUCCUGGCCACCUUGCCCAUGGCUGAGCUCAGUGGUCUGCAGAAGGGGACUGCAGAGCUGCUCAGGGGGCCUGUGUGCAAUCAGCUGCUUGAAAGGCCACAUGAAAGGGGCGAAUGGCUGCUGCUGUACAUGGGAGAUGAAGCUCAGCUGUGACCUUGCUGUGCUAAAUGUGACAUGCCACAGUGCUAAAUUGAACAAUGACUCCUAAUUGUUCUGGUUCUGCUGUAUCCUGCUUGUCAGACAUCUCUCUGCUGCUGCAAGGUUGGGUGCUGGGGUGGCCAGUGCCAUCCACCCCCAGUGGACUGCACUGAGUGCCUGUCCCUGCAGUGUCAGCACCUGCUCAUGGGCUGGAUUGUAUGGUCUGAAGAUAAAUCCGAGGUGUGCUGUGCAUGCAGUAAGCACUGGAGCAUUGGGCCCAAGUUUGAGGGGCAGAAAUAGGUGCUGUGUGAGCACAGGGGUUUACACAUGCUCUGCUGGGAAGUAGUGCUUUGCUAACCACCAACACAGCUCUGCUCUGGUGAGAUGUGGCAAACCCACAUGUUCAGCUGUGCCUGUUACUCUGCACAGCUGAAGUGAUACUCUUUAUGUAACUACAGCUGCUGAAAUUAUAUUUGCAGGUCUUUGUAAGAUCUACUGGCUUGUAGCUGGGGCAGCAAGAAGAUAACAAAAGUGAAGGAAUGUUUCCUAAUAUAUGUUACAACUGUACCUUAAAAUAAAAAUUUAAAUAAUGUAUCAUUAUUUUAUCCUCUUUUCUAUUAUUCGGUGUUACCCCCGUAGCUUUUUAUUUCUGUAAAAAAACAAUAUAUAUGUUGUUUAUGUCUGAGAAAAUAAGUGUUUUGUACCACCUAAGGAAUAUAUUGGGUUGUCUGAAAAAUGUUCCCAUUGUUGGGUUUUAA